Molecule: messenger RNA, 795 nt
Organism: Saccostrea echinata
Lineage: Eukaryota; Metazoa; Mollusca; Bivalvia; Ostreida; Ostreidae
Exons: 2
Coding region: 1-795 (264 amino acids)
Source: RefSeq, a predicted model, not a curated record
AUGGCAUCCAAACUGUUAUCAACUGAACAACAAAACUUUGCCCGUCUUGGAAUUGGCUGCGUUGACCUAAUAAAACUAGUCUUGAAAGAUAUUUUGCGAAUUCAAAUUCAACCAAAAGAUUUGUUCACCGCAAUCAAUUCAUGUCUGGAACUGACAACCGUAAGAUACAAACUCCGGCCAGAGCAGCAAAAGAUUUGUUUUAUUCCUCCGCCUCUUACUCCUGACUAUGAAAAGUUUGACGUGUCCUUAUUGUACACACUGAUACGCGAUCUGUGUCCCACCUUAAAACCAACACAGGGAUGGGGAAAGGUACCAAAAGCUACAAAUAAACAAAUUGGAGAUGAUAUCGAGCGUCUUAGGAUUUUAAGAAAUGGAAUGUUUCCACAUUUAGGUUCUACAACUGUGCCCGAUUCAGAGUUCACUUUACUUUGGAAAGACUUGCAAAUUAUAUUACCGAGAACCCAGGCAUUUGUUAUAUCAAAGAAAUACACAGCUGACUAUGAGAAAGAGCUAUCCAUUAUAGAGAAAUGUGACUUUGGCAUGGAGGAUAUGGAGAAAUACAAAAUUCUUUUAGAAGGAACAAUGCUCAUUUUGAAGCAACUAGAAAAUGAAAGAGUUAGGGAAAAUGACACCGGUACAGAGAAAUACAAAGGCAGCAGCAGUAGACGGUUGGUGAUACAGAGAGUAUCAAAGGAAGAUGAGGGUGAAUACCAGGCUGUUCUUUUAUGGAAAAUUGACGAUCAAACUCUAAAUAUCACCAGCAAUCCCAUUUUUUUUAAAUGCUCAGGGAGGUAA